AGUCCAUUAUGCGCUCCUCGAGGUGCGGUGGUGUGACGCGCACCGGGCUCUCUACAAAGUAACGACAGCUCUACAAACACCAACAAUGGAAAGCACAAACAACACAACAGAUUGGUUUCAGUUUCUGAACUUUUCAAACGAAAAACAAACGGAGGAAGAGGAGAUGAAGCUGAGUUACCAGGUGGUCACAUCCUUCCUGCUCGGUGCGCUCAUCCUGUGCGCAAUCUUUGGGAACGCUUGUGUGGUCGCAGCCAUCGCCUUGGAGCGCUCUCUCCAGAAUGUGGCCAACUACCUGAUCGGUUCUCUGGCUGUCACAGACCUCAUGGUGUCGGUGCUGGUGCUGCCCAUGGCGGCGCUUUAUCAAGUCUUAAACCGCUGGACUCUUGGGCCGAUCCCGUGCGACAUCUUCAUCUCUUUGGAUGUGUUGUGUUGCACAUCAUCCAUCCUGCACCUUUGUGCCAUUGCGCUGGACAGAUACUGGGCGAUAACUGAGCCCAUAGACUACAUGAAGAAGAGGACGCCUCGGAGAGCCGCGGUCCUCAUCAGUGUCACCUGGCUGGUCGGAUUCUCCAUCUCAGUGCCGCCCAUGUUGAUAAUGCGCUCCCAGCCAAGCAACAUAGCAGAGGACAGAGCGAACCCCAAACAGUGUCAAAUCAGACAAGACCCCUGGUACACAAUAUACUCCACAUUUGGUGCUUUUUACAUCCCUCUGACUUUGAUGCUUGUUUUAUACGGGCGGAUAUUCAAAGCGGCCAGGUUCAGGAUCAGGAGGACUGUGCGUAAAACGGAAAAAAAGAAAGUUACCGACUCUUGUUUGGCCUUAUCGCCCGCCUUGUUCCACAAAAAGACUCCUGGAGACGGACAAGGUAAGACCUGGAAGAGGAGCGUUGAACCCCGACCGCUGCCCAGCGUCAACGGCGCCGUGAAACACGCGGAGGACGGCGAGUCUCUGGAGAUCAUCGAAGUGCACAGCAACUCCAAAGGCAACCUGCCGCUGCCCAACACCCCGAACUCCGUGCCGCUUUUCGAGAAUAGGCACGAGAAGGCGACCGAGGCGAAGAGGAAGAUUGCGAUGGCUCGAGAGCGCAAAACGGUGAAGACUCUCGGUAUCAUCAUGGGCACCUUCAUCCUCUGCUGGCUGCCCUUCUUCAUCGUCGCCCUGGUCAGGCCCUUCUGCCAGAACUCGUGCUACAUUCCCCGCGCGCUGGACGAUGUCAUUAACUGGCUGGGCUACUCCAACUCUUUACUAAACCCCAUCAUUUACGCGUACUUCAACAAAGACUUCCAAAGCGCUUUUAAGAAAAUUCUCAAGUGUCAUUUCUGCAGACCGUGACGGAUGUUAUCCAGGUGAAAAGAGGAGCAGCACUGAAACCAAACAGCCUUUAGUGCCUAAAGUGGCACUAAAGAUGGUCCUGAUACAGAAUGACGCUAAAAGUAAAAAAAUAAAGAGGGAUGAAAAACUGUCGAUCAUAAUCAUCG
Labrus bergylta (ballan wrasse) is the source of this 1479-nucleotide messenger RNA. It is a transcript of the gene htr1ab, whose product is annotated as 5-hydroxytryptamine (serotonin) receptor 1A b. The record is from RefSeq and is a predicted model, not a curated record. Gene Ontology annotation, biological process: regulation of vasoconstriction; regulation of behavior; regulation of hormone secretion. Gene Ontology annotation, cellular component: plasma membrane. Gene Ontology annotation, molecular function: G protein-coupled serotonin receptor activity; dopamine neurotransmitter receptor activity, coupled via Gs. NCBI's taxonomy places the organism in Eukaryota, Metazoa, Chordata, Actinopteri, Labriformes, Labridae.